AUGUCUGGAACCACUCUUCUGCUGCGGUCAGAGACGAAGCACCUCGAGCACCGCUCGGCGCUGACCCCCACCACUACCAAGGCGCUGAUCGACGCCGGCUUCACCGUCAAGGUCGAGCGCAGUCCGGGCCGCAUCUUUGAGGAUGCCGAGUUCGAGGCCGUCGGCGCCACGCUGAUCCCCGAGGGCAGCUGGGUUGACGCGCCCAAGGAGGAGAUCAUUGUUGGCCUCAAGGAACUCGAGGAGAAGGACUUCCCUCUGAAGCACACCCACGUGCAGUUUGCCCACUGCUACAAGGGCCAGGCCAACUGGGACACAGUGCUGGCGAGAUAUGCCCGAGGCAAUGGUACACUGCUGGACCUGGAGUUCCUCAGUGUGAAUGGCCGCCGGGUGGCUGCAUUCGGCUACUGGGCCGGCUUUGCCGGUGCCGCUCUGGCGAUUGAGCUGUGGGCUUGGCAGCUGACGCAUAGCGCGGACGAGCCGUUCCCGGCCGUCGAGAGCUACCCGAACGAGGAUGCGCUGGUGACUGAUGUGAAGAAGGCGUACGCAGCCGGCCAGGCGGCGUCUGGCGGUAAGGUGCCGCAGGUGAUUGUCAUCGGAGCUCUCGGCCGCUGUGGCAGCGGCGCCGUCGACAUGUGUCUCAAGGCCGGCAUCCCGGCCGACAAGGUGCUCAAGUGGGACAUGGCCGAGACCAAGGCGGGCGGCCCCUUUGCGGAGGUGGCCCAGAGCGAUAUCUUUGUCAACUGCAUCUACCUCAGCUCCAAGAUCCCGCCCUUUGUCAGCCUGGAGUCGCUGCAGCAGCCAGGUCGCCAGCUAUCGGUCGUCUGCGACGUCUCAGCCGACUCCACCAACCCGCUGACACCCGUGCCCAUCUACACCAUCACCACCACCUUUGACAAGCCCACCGUCGCCGUCGAGGGCCUUUCGUCCGGCCCCCCUCUCUCCGUCAUCUCCAUCGACCACUUGCCCAGCCUGCUGCCGCGCGAGGCUUCCGACACCUUCAGCCACGACCUGCUGCCCUACCUGCUGACGCUGAACAACUGGCGCGCUGAUCCCGUGUGGGCCGGUGCCGAAAAGCUGUACAAGGACAAGGUGGCCACGCUGCCGACUGCCGCUCUGCAAUAA
Molecule: messenger RNA, 1122 nt
Organism: Grosmannia clavigera kw1407
Lineage: Eukaryota; Fungi; Ascomycota; Sordariomycetes; Ophiostomatales; Ophiostomataceae
Product: saccharopine dehydrogenase
Exons: 4
Coding region: 1-1122 (373 amino acids)
Cellular component (GO): cytoplasm
Molecular function (GO): saccharopine dehydrogenase (NAD+, L-lysine-forming) activity
Source: RefSeq, a predicted model, not a curated record